Messenger RNA from Dipodomys ordii (Ord's kangaroo rat), 1128 nucleotides. It is a transcript of the gene Slc33a2, whose product is annotated as major facilitator superfamily domain containing 3. The record is from RefSeq and is a predicted model, not a curated record. NCBI's taxonomy places the organism in Eukaryota, Metazoa, Chordata, Mammalia, Rodentia, Heteromyidae. Gene Ontology annotation, cellular component: membrane.
AUGGGGGUUCCGACGGGGGACCCCGCAGGCGCGGCCGCCUCGCCCCGCCUCGGGGAUCCGGGCGGCCCGGGGUGGCGGCCGCGGCUCCACCCGAGUCCCCGGGCGGGAGGGCCCCCCGCCCCGGCCGGCCGGGCCGGCCUCCCUGCCACCGCAGUGGGGCUGCUGCUGCUGCUGAACCUGGGCGCGGCUGUCCAGGACGCGGCCCUGGACUCGGCGGCCGUACGGCUCCUGGGGCCGGGGGAGCUGGGACCAGGCAACACCGUGCAGGUGGUGGCUUACAAGCUGGGGUCGGCGUUGGCUGGCGGGGGGCUGCUGGGCCUUCUGCCCAGCCUGUCCUGGCCUCUGCUCUUCAUGCUGCUGGCCGCUACCUACUGGCUGGCCGCUGGGCUGGCCUGGGCCGCGCCAGCUCUGCGCAGGCUGCCCUGGCCUCCGCCCUCGGGGCCCUCCCACCCCCCGUGGGACGUGAUGGCAGUACCUGGGACCUUGUGGACAGCAGGCUUUGUACUCACCUACAAGCUGGGUGAGCAGGGUGCUGGCAGCCUGUUUCCACUUCUCCUGCUGGACCGAGGAGCUUCUGCCCCGGAACUGGGGCUGUGGAACAGCUUUGGUGCCGUGGUGUGCUCCAUUGCUGGCUCUGCCUUGUGUGGGGCCCUCCUAACCAGGCACUGGCAGCCACUUUCCCUGCUCAAGUCAGUGCUGUGGCUACGGCUUGGGGGCCUGGCCUGCCAGACGGCCCUGCUCUUCCAUUUGGAUGCCCCAGGGGCCAGCCUGGCCACUGGCACGGCCCUGAGCAGAAUGGCCUUGCUGAGCCUGUGUCUGCAGCAUUUCCUGGGGGGCCUGGUCACCACAGCCACCUUCACCAUGAUGAUGCACUGCAGCCAGCUGGCACCCAGGACGCUGCAGGCCACACAUUACACCCUCCUCGCCACCCUGGAGCCUGGCAAGCUGCUGUUGGGUGCCCUGGCUGGAGUGCUGGCCGACAGCCUCGGCCCGCACCCCUGCCACAUUCUCUUCCUUACACUCUCAGUCCUACCUCUUCUGGGCCUGGGCCUGGCACCCAGCACCCUGGCCUGGGUCAGAUCACAGGACUGCCAAUAAAUCCCCACACGCAAGGAACAUUAUGAGAUG